Messenger RNA from Monoraphidium neglectum, 2517 nucleotides. Its product is annotated as putative Bardet-Biedl syndrome 7 like protein. Bases 1 to 2517 code for a protein of 838 amino acids. Gene Ontology annotation, cellular component: BBSome; axoneme; membrane. NCBI's taxonomy places the organism in Eukaryota, Viridiplantae, Chlorophyta, Chlorophyceae, Sphaeropleales, Selenastraceae. The record is from RefSeq and is a predicted model, not a curated record. The transcript is spliced from 20 exons. Gene Ontology annotation, biological process: intracellular protein localization; intracellular transport; cilium assembly.
AUGGAGCUGGAACUGCACCGCGUGGACCUGCUGCAGACCGGGGCCGCGGCGCCCGGCACACUGGCGGUGCUGCCGCCCGGCGAGAAGAAGACGCAGAAGGUGGCAGUGGGUGACUGCUCAGGCGUCGUGCAGUGCCUGUCUGUCAAAAAGGGCGAGGUGGCGCUGAGCUUCAAAACCAUGCCCGGCCCAAAGGUGACCAGCGUGAGCAUCGGACGCCACUCGCGGCAGCGCGACAAGAUAUUUGUGGCCUCUGGCGGCACGAUCAGGGGCCUGACGAAGAAGGGCAAGGAGUUCUUCCGCUUCACCACCUCCCUCACGGAGCCAAUAUCGCGCCUCGCCGUCGCGGACAGGGACGUGUGGGCGUCGUGCGAGUUCGUCCACAGCCACUACCUUGAGGCAAAAGAUAAGGGCCUGUACCUCGCGCCAGACAGGAUCCUGGCGGCAGAGGUCAUCCCGCUGCUGGGCACGGCGGGCAUGGUGCCAGUCCUGGCCUGCCGCGACCGCAUGGUGCGAGUUCUGGAGCCGGAUGGCUCCGCGACGCUGUUCGAGGUGCCCACCCCCUCGCCGCCCACCGCGCUGCUGCACGUCCCGGACUCCCACGAUCCCCGCCACAGGUUCCCGCCCGGCUGCCACGAGCUGCUGUAUGGCUGCGAGGACGGCCGCAUAGUGCAGCUGAUGGUGGAGCGCGCCGCGGUGCGCCAGGGCUUCACAAUACCCGCGCCGCAGGGCGGCGGCGCCGUGAGGGCGCUGCACUGCGGCGCAGAUUACAGCAAGUCUGGCUGUGCUGACAUAGUGGUGGGCCGCGAGGACGGGUGGCUUGAGGUCUGGGACGUUGACGAGGCGGGGCUGCCGCAAAAGGUGUUCUCUGUUCAGCUGCCCGAGUCAAUCUGCAGCGUCGACGGCGGCUACGUCACCAGCGCCGCCGCUGCUGACAUCAUCGUACACACCUUCACCGGAAAGGUCAUCGCCUUUUCGCCCAACGCUGCUUCGCUUGCUCUGGGCGCCCCCGCUACCGCCGCUGCUGCCUCAGUGGUGCCUGGACUGGGCGCCCUGAAUUUGAAAGACGUGGCCGGCGGCCCGGGCGCGUCGGCGGCCGCCCAGGCUGCUGCAGCAGGGCAGCAGCAGAUGAGCCAGAAUCAGCUGCUGGUGUCGGCCCUGAAUGCACGGGUGGCAAAGGCCACUGCAGAAGUCGAGGAGCUGCGCAAGCGCCUGGACAAGGAGCGGGCCAGGGCGCACAGCCGCCCGCUCAGCGGCGCCGCGGCCCCGGCCGCAUCCGCAGCGCUCGACGUCAGCCACUCGCUCAAGCUGCAGGCGGCCGCGGGCGACGGCGGGCACGGCGGCUGCUACGCGCUGGCGCUGGAGAGCGCCGCCCCGCUGUUUGCUGUCGGUCUGGCGUGCAGCCGGGAGCUGCUGCUACUGGAUGCGCCAGGCAACGUCGCAAUUGUCAGCAGGAGCACGCCGGACGAGCGCAGCGGCUGGGCCACCCUGGCAACUUACAGGUGCCAGGACGCCACCAACCGCCUGACCAUCAGCUUCAAGGCGCAGGAGGGCCAGGCCGGGGUGCUCCACGCGUUUGUGAUCCCCGCCAUACCCCCGAAGACGUGCACCGUGGUGCAGUACAGGCUGGCACCCCUGUGCCUUCACCAGCGGAUCUCAUCAGAUGUCGUGGAGAUGUGGCAGCAGCAGCAGCAGCAGCAGGGGCAGCAGGGGCAGGGCAGUGGGCCGGCAGCUGCGGGGCAGCUUCCCUUCAGCGAGCUCAUGAUGUCAGGCGCAUUUUCCCUGCAAGACAUCAACUCCUGGGUGGCCGCCGCCCUGCCAGAUCUGCCGCCCCACGCGCCCACCACCGACGGAGGGAAGGGCGGCGGCGGGGGCGGGGCAGGAGGCGACGUCCGCUACAGCUUCCGCAGCUGCCAGGCGGGCAGCCUGCUGGGCUGCAGCAUCGCGGCCGGCACGGCGCGAUUCGUCAGCGACAACAUCACCGCGCUGGCGCUGCUGCACGACAGCCUCAUGCGGUCGGCUACCGCGGACAAGGUGCGCGCGUCCAGCAGCUUCGCGGUGCACCCCCGCGGGCUGGAACACGCGGCGCGCCUGCUGUGGCCGGAGCUGGAGCUGCAGCGCGGGCGGGCACGGCGCGCCAAAUUGCUGCAGGCGCUGCAGGAGCUGCGUGUGCAAGACGGCGGCGACGUGGGUUACCUCGCGCCCGAGUACAAAGCCAUGCUCGACCAGGCGUCACCCGCGGGCGCCGCCGCCUUGCCACCGGGCGACGAGGACGGCGCUGGGGCUGGGGCCGGGGGCAAGCCGCCGGGGGCCGGCGGCGGAGGCGACGGCGCGCGCGAGCUCGCGGCAGCGGAGGAAGCCGUGCGGCAGCUGUUCAGGGACCACCUCCGGCUGGGCGGCGGCGCCGGCGGCGGGGCGCGGGGGCGGCUGCAGGGGCUGGAUGAGAUGCUGAAGAGGGCCGGGGAUGCAGGGGCGCGGCUGCCAGAUGUGGUUGCUUACAUGCGCGGCGGGGGGCAGUGA